Messenger RNA from Tupaia belangeri chinensis (Chinese tree shrew), 921 nucleotides. It is a transcript of the gene DRC8, whose product is annotated as dynein regulatory complex subunit 8. Gene Ontology annotation, molecular function: calcium ion binding. Lineage: Eukaryota; Metazoa; Chordata; Mammalia; Scandentia; Tupaiidae. Bases 1 to 921 code for a protein of 306 amino acids. Gene Ontology annotation, cellular component: sperm principal piece. The record is from RefSeq and is a predicted model, not a curated record. The transcript is spliced from 11 exons.
AUGGAAACAUACAAGGGUAGGGUCGCUUUUAUUCAGGCUCGAGCCAGGGCCCCCAACCGUCACCGACACAGUGGAUCAGAGUUGAGAGCCCCGUCAGCAGCAGCAGAACUUCACAAAAAAAUCAGAGAAGCAUUUGAAGUGUUUGACCACGAGUCAAAUAAUACAGUGGAUGUGAGAGAAAUUGGAACAAUUAUCAGGUCAUUGGGCUGCUGCCCCAGUGAAGGAGAGCUACACGACCUGAUUGCAGAGGUAGAGGAAGAAGAACCCACUGGAUACAUCCGAUUUGAAAAAUUUCUUCCCGUCAUGACGGAAGUACUACAGGAAAAGAGAUACAGACCAAUUCCAGAAGAUGUUCUACUUAGAGCUUUCGAGGUUUUAGAUCCAGCUAAACAUGGGUUUCUUACCAAGGAUGAACUGAUCAAGUACAUGACUGAAGAAGGCAUGAAGUCUUGCUUCCAAGAGAGGAGACUGCUCCCCAAGAGUCUUUGUCAUGGGCACACUCAGGGUACUGUGGAAGUGUAUGAGGAACAGCUAACAGCCUUAUUGGAGGAUGGAGCCCGCAGAGAAGUUGAAGACACUAAGAAGAUGGGAGAGGCCAGUUUCCAGAACAACAAAAGGAUUGGCUUCAGGGAGGAACAACGAACAAGUUUAUGUAGUCCCCACCGAUGGCCUCUACUACAUGUAAGACAACUCUUGAGCUCACCUACUUGUCCUAACAUCCAAUUUAAAUCACAAUGGCAUUUUCCUGGCAAGAAGAAUGCUUGGUCUCUUGUGGAGAAAGCUUGCUUAUCCUAUGACUCCUGGCUUCUGCAGAGCCUGCCAGACCUGUGGAAAGCCUGUGCUCACCAUCCUGAGCUAGGGAAGCUGCAUGUCGCAGGACCCAACAAGCAGGCCUGGGAAAGUAGUGAUCUCACAUUCUGA